Molecule: messenger RNA, 838 nt
Organism: Peromyscus eremicus (cactus mouse)
Lineage: Eukaryota; Metazoa; Chordata; Mammalia; Rodentia; Cricetidae
Gene: Tmem167b
Product: transmembrane protein 167B
Exons: 3
Coding region: 149-550 (133 amino acids)
Source: RefSeq, a predicted model, not a curated record
UUCUCUCGGCCCUUGCGCCUGCGUACUACGGCUCGUUUCCGUCACCGCGUCCCGGAUCGGGAAGUGUCAAAGUGGGAGCCGGGAUCCCCCGCCUUCGCCGCCGCUACUGCUGAGUCCGGACCCUUCAUCCCGGCCGGGCCCUACCGCCAUGACGAACGUGUACUCCUUGGAUGGCAUUCUGGUGUUUGGUCUGCUCUUCGUAUGCACCUGUGCCUACUUCAAGAAAGUACCUCGUCUCAAAACCUGGCUGCUCUCAGAGAAGAAGGGCGUUUGGGGAGUGUUUUACAAAGGUAAGGUCUUCUCCAGACCCAGAGAGGAGAUAGAUCUUUCUCGGCAGCAUGGUUCUCUAAACUACUGUGAUUGGGACCCGGCUGCAUGCUGCUGUUGCAAUUGCCUGCAUUGUAAUGGCCUUUUACGUCCUGUUUAUCAAAUGAAUUCCAAAGUAUCCCACUCAUCAACCGCCAACCAAGGGGAUAAAGAUGAAGAACUUGUCGGAAACCUGGACAAGUGUAGGAGAGUUCAGCUAAACUCAUCAGUGCCCCUAAGAUGACACGGCAGCAUCUGCCUGCCACAUGUGGGGAAUACUCAUGGUCACGAACAUUGUUUUUACUCCAGGGGACUCCAGAAAGCCAACUUUUUUUGAUCUCUGUAUUAAUCAGCCCUCAGCAGCAAGCAUAUAUCUCCAGAUAAAUCACACCCCUUGGUGAUAUGAUUAUGUACCUCCUGCUUAAAAACCUGGGCUGGGUGGUAGCUCAGUAGUAGAGCAUUUGCUUAGUAUUGUCAAGGUCCUGGGUUUGAUCCCCAACACUGAAAAAAACAACCUGUAAUUGGUCAUCUA